AUGAAAGCUGAUCGUGCUUCUGGCAAGUUCCCCACGCUGGCGCAGAAACACCUCAGUGGUGCUGAAUCCAUCAUAUUGGUUCGAUGGCUGGCUGCUAUUUGCUGGGAUAUCGCUGCCAAGACUGGCAGUCACCAUGAUCGGCUCCGAGCUUCUGUUUUCAUUGGGCUGGACCAACUACGUGACACUUUUGCAAAGUGCCCCGGCGUGCCUUCGGAACAGGAGUUGGAGAAAGCUGAAUUCUUCAAAGACCUGUACCAGGGCGCGCUUCUAGGAGCCUUGGCAUCGGUGCCUUUACACGUAUUGAACCAAGGCCCCCGACAAUCCUAUAAAACUGCCCUAAGCCCCAAACCCUAA
This is a messenger RNA of Symbiodinium necroappetens, 354 nucleotides long. The record is from the annotation of a GenBank genome assembly. NCBI's taxonomy places the organism in Eukaryota, Dinophyceae, Suessiales, Symbiodiniaceae.